Messenger RNA from Podarcis raffonei (Aeolian wall lizard), 2312 nucleotides. RefSeq names its product axonemal dynein light chain domain-containing protein 1-like. Bases 1 to 2172 code for a protein of 723 amino acids. The record is from RefSeq and is a predicted model, not a curated record. NCBI's taxonomy places the organism in Eukaryota, Metazoa, Chordata, Lepidosauria, Squamata, Lacertidae. The transcript has 19 exons.
AUGCUUCAGAACCUGAAGUUCACUGAAUGGUGGGGGAGGCAAGAGACAGUAGUUGGGCCAAAGAACGGGCACUGUCAGGGGUGCAUACGUACUACUGAUGGGGUCUGGCAACAUCCUGUACGCAGAAACAAGUUUCGAUAUCUGAUAGAGCAUCCGAUUUGCCUCACAGGAGCUGGAAGGGAUGUCUCUUUUCUGUAUGACCUCGCUGCUGAGAAAGAGGCAAAGAAUCCUCCCCCAACUCCUGUCUCUCACAAAACCUCAACAAAUCUGCAGCAGCAGGAACCCACUGCAGCUAAACUUCCAACAGGUAUAGCAGACAGUCUUGUUCCAGAGGAAUUUCAUAUUCUAAAGAACAGAGGUGUCCUGCGCUUGGAGUAUUAUGAUGAUAAAUAUACAACCCUACUUGAAGACGAUGAAAACAGACUGCGGGUUUUCCCAUCCAUGAAGCCGUCUGGGAGGCUGGAGGUCCUGCAGCUGAUGAAGGUGAUGGACACCAUGCUGGAAAGGGCUGGAACAAAUAAGGAUGUUGGCGUAACAGGGGUUUCACAGGUAAAUAAUUCCUGCCAAGAAAUAAUAUACUGGAGUACAACAUGGAAUCUCUACAGAGAAAUGAUGGCACAGAGAGUAAUGGACAAACACAUUACAGAUGAAUUAUUCCAUUUCAAGGAAGCUAUAGGAAAACUGACAAGGGAGCUUAAUACCAUCCGAGAACAUGACCGUAGAGUCACUGUUGAAGCAGAGAAAGCCUAUGAGGAGCUGGCAAAGGCGGUCCAGGAUUCCGAGAUGAAUGCAAACCUUUUGGAUGAAUAUCGCGAACUGUAUGAAUUGCAGAGAAGAAGACUUGAGGCCCAGAUCCACCAGUUAACCCAAGAAAAAGAGCUGUGGAGCAAUGCUACGUAUGAGUUGGCUCUCAAGGGAAUUGAAAAGAACAAGCUGACCUUGGCUCGCAGAAUGUAUGACAGUGAAAAGGCUUGGGUCAAAGGCAUGAGGCAUUUCAUUAUGAUGUUGGCAUCACAGGAAGAAUUGCUUAAGAGAUCUGCUAGAAUUUUAACGUCUUUGAUCAAUAGCUUGGAAGACUGGAGCUUCAAGCUGCUUGCCAACAAGCAAAAGGGUUCUAUGCAUGAAACGGAGUGGAUAAAAUUUUUCCAGACAGUUUCUGAAUGGAUAGCCCAGAUAGACGAUCUCUUGAGCUUCAUCGGUUCUGGCGACACUGUAGAGGACCAUGUACAGAGAAAAGAGAAGGAACGUGAUGAAACUGGCUUUCUCAUAUUAAAGUGGCAUUGCUGUGAUGUAACGUAUUGCUGUGGGUACAGUGACAUCAUGUAUUUCCUCAGCUGUUGCAAGGAGAUGGUAGCGACGAUAACACGCCAGAAGAUGGUAACUCUUCAACCAGAUGCAGAACAUGAAUUGCAACAGUUAGAGAGGAUCAAGACAGAGUGCUUGGAUUGGAUUGAAACCUGCAACCUCCUCCUGUCUGGGAUGAAGACCACUCCCACCACUUUAAUCAGCCCAGAAGACCUGGUCGGCCUGUUUGGGUUAGAGGUGCUUCAGCUGAAACGACAGCUGCCUCCUCGUCCGGAGCAGAGAGUGGAGAUCUCCUCCACCACAGAUGUACCUGUGGAGGAAGAGAAAAAAGACAAAGAAGCUGUGGAUGUUCUAAAAGAUCAGGAGGCAGCAGAACAGAAGCAAGCGUUAGAAGCAGAGGAACGGCCGCCCGUGCCCAGCACCAGCACUGGUGAGCAGGCCGAGAGUCUUGCCGUCACUUACCCAGUCAGAUACAUUGGAGAUGAUUCUAAUGUGUAUGUCAAAACCAUGCAAGUGCAAGAAAUCACAGUGUCACGGAGGGAGUUGCAUGCCAGCCAGUGGACCACAAAGGCCUCAAAGAAGGAAUUUGAGUUGCUGGCGUCACUGGAAAUUCUGGAAGAGCGACUCGUAGAGGCUGAAAAGCGAGCACAGCAAGCUGAGGAAAAAUCUGAAGUCCUUCAUGAGGACUUGGAAGAAGCUCUGGCAAAAAUCCAGAACAUGGAGGGUGAGCAACCAAAGCUGAAGGACUCUGAACAAAAAGAAACAAAACUCAAAGCAGAAGUUGUCGUUAAGGAACAAACUGAAUCACCUUCACAGUCCAGCACUCCUAAGCCACGAACGAAGAAAUUCCCCAAGCCCAAACGCUGAAGAAGAGGAUGACCUCCAGAAGGCCUUUGUCUCCUGCUUGUAGCUGGCACUGGACACAGAUGGAGGGUUGUGCAUUAUUGGUACUUGGAAUUCUCCCAGCUCUGUUAAACUAUUUGUUCAGUACAUGGAAAGGAGUCAAC